Molecule: messenger RNA, 1664 nt
Organism: Orcinus orca (killer whale)
Lineage: Eukaryota; Metazoa; Chordata; Mammalia; Artiodactyla; Delphinidae
Gene: C1QTNF7
Product: C1q and TNF related 7
Exons: 3
Coding region: 451-1320 (289 amino acids)
Molecular function (GO): protein binding
Source: RefSeq, a predicted model, not a curated record
CAUAACUUUUUUUCUCUAAGUUAACAACUAAUUUCCAGUCAGUGAGUAAUUUUUUUCCUGAAACAUCCACUCAGUGGAAAACAAAUGAAGAGGGGAAAAAAUUAAGUAAACAAAUCUGAAAACGAGGCCACAACACACAGAGAUGGAGGUGCCUCUACAGCUAACGGUCAAGAAAAGCAGGCACUUUCAGGUUUAACUCAAACAAAAUCGAGGUUUUUAACUGGCCCUGAUUGAGCCUCACCCAAUGAAUGACUUUCAGUGCCUCUGGCUCUUUGGGACUAACGGAGAGAAUUAUUUUUAGCACAACUAUUUGGAAACCUCUGAGAACUUGAAUCUAUUUUUCUGUCUGGUACCAAAGCAAGAUUUUCUCUGAGCUCUCAUGAAAGAUCCUCAGUGUCUUGUGGAUUUAGAAUUCUGGAGCAACCCACCAUCCCAGAGCAAGAGCCAAAGAUGUUUGUCUUGCUCUAUGUUACAAGUUUUGCCAUUUGUGCGAGUGGACAACCUCGGGGUAAUCAGUUCAAAGGAGACAGCUACUCCCCAAGAUAUAUCUGUAGCAUUCCUGGCUUACCUGGACCUCCAGGCCCCCCUGGAGCAAAUGGUUCCCCUGGGCCCCAUGGUCGGAUCGGCCUUCCAGGACGAGAUGGUAGAGACGGCAGGAAAGGAGAGAAAGGUGAAAAGGGGGCUGCAGGUUUGAGAGGUAAGACUGGACCACUGGGCCUUGCUGGAGAGAAAGGGGACCAAGGAGAGACUGGGAAGAAAGGACCCAUGGGACCUGAGGGAGAAAAAGGAGAAGUAGGUCCUGUUGGGCCUCCUGGACCAAAGGGAGACAGAGGAGAGCAAGGGGACCCAGGGCUGCCUGGUGUUUGUAGAUGUGGAAGCAUCGUGCUCAAAUCUGCCUUUUCUGUUGGCAUCACAACAAGCUACCCAGAAGAAAGAUUACCAAUUAUAUUUAACAAGGUCCUCUUCAAUGAAGGAGAGCACUACAACCCUGCAACAGGGAAGUUCAUCUGUGCUUUCCCAGGAAUCUAUUACUUUUCUUAUGAUAUCACAUUGGCAAAUAAGCAUCUGGCAAUUGGGCUAGUACACAAUGGGCAGUACCGGAUAAAGACCUUUGACGCCAACACAGGAAACCAUGACGUGGCUUCAGGGUCCACAGUCAUCUAUCUGCAGCCAGAAGAUGAAGUCUGGCUGGAGAUCUUCUUCACUGACCAGAAUGGCCUCUUCUCGGACCCAGGUUGGGCAGACAGUUUGUUCUCUGGAUUUCUCCUAUAUGUUGACACAGAUUAUCUAGACUCCAUAUCAGAAGAUGAUGAGCUCUGAUGAGGACUGCUGGUCUGAAUGUCCCAAGAUCCUUGUGGCAGACACACUGAUUUAAUCUGGGGCCCUGGAAGGUGGGACAAGCAGAAAUGAGAUCCAAAAAGACACCCACUCAGAUUCCAGAGAAUUUACAGAUAGUUCUAGCAGAAUUUAUUAAAACAGGUUGAACUACCAAACCAUUGAAACCACACCAAAAUGAAUUCUAUAAAACAAUAACCCCAGAUAUGUUUUCUCAAAAGUGAUGUUCAUAAAUAUUUAAACAAAUUAAAGACAAUGUUACAAAUUUUCUAUUAAAUUCCCUGAGUGCUAAAACCAGCUGGCAAUAAUAUUAUAUCAUUAAAUCUUCA